AAAGCUUCCCGUUUUAAAAGAGAACUUUACUUCCUGUUUUCAUUUUUUCUUCAUGUGACAUCUGAGACAUUUCAUCUCGAAAGUGUGUAAAAACACACACACACACACACCGCGCGCGCUGCCACGUCAGGGUUACAGCUCUAGAUAAACACCUGGCAGAGCUCACACAACACACACUCAGCGGACAAACACACUCUCAUAGGAGCGCAGAUCAGCCGAGCGCCGGAUUAUUGAGCAUCAUGGAGAGCAAAUACAACCUGAAGAGUCCAGCUGUGAAGAGGCUGAUGAAGGAGGCAGCAGAGCUUCGCGACCCCACAGAACAUUAUCACGCUCAGCCACUGGAGGAUAACCUGUUCGAGUGGCACUUCUCCGUUCGAGGACCUCCAGAUUCUGAUUUCGAUGGGGGAGUUUAUCACGGCCGGAUCGUUCUUCCUCCUGAAUACCCCAUGAAGCCCCCCAGCAUCAUCCUGCUCACUCCCAAUGGAAGGUUUGAAGUGGGGAAGAAGAUCUGUCUGAGUAUUUCUGGUCACCAUCCUGAGACGUGGCAGCCGUCCUGGAGCAUCCGGACUGCUUUAAUAGCGAUCAUAGGAUUCAUGCCGACUAAAGGAGAAGGAGCGAUCGGAUCUCUGGACUACACUCCUGAUGAGAGAAAAGCUCUCGCUAAAAAGUCUCAGGAUUUCUGCUGUGAGGCGUGCAGCAGCUGCAUGCGCUCGGCUCUGCUGCCUCUCUCUCCUGACAGUGACCUUCGACCCGCUGACCCUCAGAGACUGGCACAGCAGAUCAGCUUCAAGGCUGAGUCCAGCUCCUCCGCUGCGGACAGUGGCAGCUCCUCAUCAGCAGCGGCCGCAGUGUUUUCCAGUACCAGCGAGAGCUCUGAGACUGCAGACCAAGACACCGAGGACACGUCUGCAGCUGAGCAGACCGAAUCCUCAUCUGUGGCUCCUCAGACAUCAGCCGAGGAUCCAUCAGUUUCAGCAGCUCCAAGUCCCCGUCAGCGCCGCUCCCAGAACCAGUCCCCGUCCCCCAGAUCCCCUGUGUUCCCGGCGUCCCCCGCGGCCCCGCACCUCCCUCAGGACAGCAGUCGCACCGGCUCGGCCGUCCUCAUCGUGCUGCUCACGCUGGCUCUGGCCGCACUCAUCUUCCGCAGGAUCUAUUUAGCACACGAGUAUAAGUUUGACUAUGAGCUGUAAACUCUUUCUCCAGCGGCGUACGCUCCGUGACCGGACGUCUGUUUCCUACAUUCAACUCUUCAUAAAUGAUUAAAAAGGGGUGAAUAUUAGUACGCUAGUCAAUAUAUCAGGUCUUGAUUUCACCCCAAAACGUACCAAAUUUACUAAAUGAGUUAUUUUUUCAUUAUAAUAUUUUUCUCUGGUCCCAUUUUCUCUUAAGUGGCCUUAACAAAUAGGUACCUGCACUGAAACUAUUCAUUUAUUACAAUAUACUCCUGUAAAUAUGUGUUUUUACUUAGUACUUAUGCUUGAUUAAAUACCUGAAUGUAAUAAUAUGUUUAAUUUCUUACCUUAAACCUCCCCAUACAGCCAAACCUGUCCCUCACCUGACCCGUAUCCCAGCUUAAGAGCACCACAAGUGUUCUGCAGUAUGAACAAUACAUUAUGAACACAGUAAGUACUUUGUAUUUAUAUUCUGAUGCAAGUACAUAGUAGUUAAGGCCACCUAAGAUAAAGUGGGACCAUUUUUUUUUUGCUUUGCUGAAAGUGACAGCUGUCUGUCUCGUGAGGUCACGACUGAAAUGUUUUAACUGUAAAGUAUUUAUGCAUUGUGGGAUGACAAAAACUGCCUUUUUAAUUGAAGAUUUUAUUGUUUAAAUCAUCUGGUGAGUUCGUUAACUCUAAUCAGACUCUCUGGCAUUUGAAGGGGUGUUCAUAAGACUGUCAUGAACAUGAAUGAGAUAUUAUACAUGCUUAUGACAGCUGCCAUUAACCCUUUAAGGUGCACUACUUAGGGGGAAAAAACAACUCUGAUAAAUAUUAUGACUACCUUUGAUAAUGAUAACCUAUGGAUCAAGCAGGUGGUUCCGAUGCCUGUUAAAGGGUUAAGAGUCAUUGGCGCAGUUGUCGUCAAUUUAAAUGGGAAUGCAUAGAUGAUAUUGUUUGAGAAGUCUUUGUUGCGACAACUUGACAUUACCAAGUCAACAUAACUUGUCAUAAACCUGUCAUCAACAUGAUUGUCAUGAGGCGGUUAUGAAUUUAAUAGCAUCAUUUAUAUUUUUCUUGGCCUCAGUUACAGUGGUACUAAUUAAAUUUGACAUUAAAAUAUAAUUGAUUAAAUAUUAAUGAUGCUGUUAUUAAAUUAUUUGAUGGAGUAUUGACAAUCUUCGGUUAUUAUAUUAAUUUUAUUCUACUGAAAGAAGUGAUCAGAUAAAGAUUCAUGACUUGGUUAUAAUUGGUACAUGUUUAUGACAGACUUCGUAACAUCAAGUUGUCAUAACAAAGGCAUCUCAAACAGUUUUGCAUUUAAAAUGACACAACUGAGCGAACGUCACUGAAUAACAGUUGUCAUAAACAUGCAUAAAAUCUCAUUCAUAUUUCUGAUUUGUCGUGUCAUGAUUAUAAAAGUGUCAUGACAGUCUUAUAAACAACCCAUUCUUCUCGUGUUUAAUCACAAAUUCUGUGUAAUAUUCCUGUUAUCGUCAUGCAGAAUAUCAUUAACACAAUUACAUUUCAUUGUGGGGUGAAACGUGACCAAGAUCUGUGGUUUCCUUGCAGAUCCUGCAGUAUAAUGCAGAUUAUUAUAAAGUGUUUGAGUCUGCUGUUUAUUAAAUAUCACAUUAUAGUGUGUGGAAAUGUACAGAUUUGAUGUUAGACUGAAACAGACUAGUCCUAGCCUGAGAAUGUGCAGACUGCUUCUGAUAUCGCCCAAAUAAAUAUUUAUAUAUGCUAAUUAUGUAGGCAUGGUUGUAAUAUAUUGCUUUUAAAUGGGUUAAAAAUCCACAUGGUUGGACUGAACUUCACUUAUAAUUAUAUAAUAACUGCAUUGUUUUUUCUUUUUUAACCUAAUCUAUCAUACAACUUUGGAUGUCAAUACUGCAAUAUAAUACAUGAAUUAAAUGUAUAGGCAAAUGCUGCUGCCCCUAUGUUUACUUUCUAAAAGGGUCAGUUCACCCAAAUAUUUACAGUGUGUGAUCAUUAAACUGAUGAAACUCAGGUUUUGAGUUUCUUGCUUCUGUUGAACACAAAGGGAAAUGCUGGACAAUAACAGCCAUUAGCUCUGUUUCCAUCCACCUAUUUGUAAAGUGAAGUGACGCUGAAAACAGGGAGUGAGGAUCCAAACGCAGGGUUUAUUAUACAGAGAUGGUCAGGCAAGCAACAGUCAACACAGGAGCAAACGGAUGUAUAUGGGCAAUCCAGAGUCGUGGUCAAUAAGCAGGCAAAGCAAGGUUUAAACAUGCAAGCCAAGGAAAAUGCGUCGUAAUGUUCUGUAAAACAAGACUCAGCAACAAUGUGUGUGUUUGUGCUGUUUUUAUAGUCCAAUGUUAUCAGUCUUUGACAAUCCUCCGGCUAUGUGUAUGCAAUCAGUUAGGAUUAGGAACCGGUGUGAGUGUGCGUGGUGCAUGACUGGAACCUGUAGUCCAUAAUAGCGGAUUUGUAGUCCGUUAGCGAUCUGCAACCGCUAAAUCGCUGAUAAUCAUAACACUAUUUCAAUGCAAAUAUUAUUUACUGUCAUCAUGGCAAACAGAAAAUAAACCAGUUAUUAGAGAUGAGUUAUUAAAGCUAUUAUAUUUAGAAAUGUGUUGAAGAAAUCUCUCCGUUAAACAGAAAAGAAUAAACAGGGGGGCUAAUAAUUCUGACUUCCACUGUAUGUGUAAUUUCCCUAUAAGACAACGAUUUUUUUUAUCUGAAGAGACUUAAAAGGAAAUAUCUUUAAAUGUGAAUCCUUCAAAAAUGGUAGAUAUUUAUCAAAAGUAAACCUUAAAAGCUGUGUUAAACCAUAUUUUUUUAUCUUAUUUAUUGCUGUUGAUGUCUUUUUUUAUUGUUAUAAUUUGUCUUGAUUAUUAUAGAUAAGUGAUGUUUAUAAAAUGUUGUAAAUUUAAUCUGGUUUUGCCAAGAAAUAGCCAGAGGAGCUGAUAUUUCUUUGAUUCUCUCUUAGGAUUAUGCCAUAAGGAAAUGAUUAAUGGACAGGUUCAGAUGUGCAUACAUUUUAAAAAUGCAUAAAGUAUGACUGAGUAGGAUAAACUUUUUAUUCAAUACAAAAAAAGUGUGUAUAAACUAUAAUGAAAACGCAUGUACCAAAUAAAUUCCAGCAUGCGCAUAAAAAAUGGAUGUGAUUUUGUGAUAAAAGGUCAUGUGAUGAUUAAAAUGUGUGUGUGAUGUGACACGUUAAUGGACUUUACAGCAUUUCCAGCACAUUGAAAAACAUCUGAAAUGUUGUUUUGCUGAUUUCUAAAACUCCUCAGCUGUCAGUCCAUCACCACAGUGCUUCAGUAUUAUUCUUCUUCUAUUAUUAUUCCCUCCGGAACUGUCUUGAGCAUCUUUCUGAGCUCCCAAAUGCCACCACACUGCAUUCACUGCAUUUCGUCUUCGUUUUCUGAGGCGCAACUCAUUUAUUAGAGAAGAAAAACCACCACAGUGGCUUCUCCAAACACACUAAACUACAUCUCUCUGGCUGAUAUUUGCUCCAGUUUAUCAGGAAGUGAACAUAUUGUUCACUUUAGCUAGAUGCUGAUGCUGUUUUAUUCGCAAAUCUUUUAUGCGAUUAUUCCAGUUUGCGCAUAAUUUUAGCUCACAUCUUUGGAUGUAAACACAUUGGCUUCCAAAUUUUUGGUUCCUGGCCUACUAUGAAUGUCAAUGGCUGCUUUUUCCAGCAGAGUAUCUUGUUUCAAUGUUUAACAGAAGAAAGGAACUCAUAAACGUGAGUAAAUGAUGAGGACAUUUUCAUUUUUGGGUGAACCGUGCCUUUAAGCAGCAGUCAGUAUUUUUCUCCAGCUUAAUAUUAAAUUGGACGAAAAUGCAAUAAAUGUUGGUAUUUAAGAGUU
Molecule: messenger RNA, 4993 nt
Organism: Danio aesculapii
Lineage: Eukaryota; Metazoa; Chordata; Actinopteri; Cypriniformes; Danionidae
Gene: ube2j1
Product: ubiquitin-conjugating enzyme E2, J1
Exons: 8
Coding region: 240-1190 (316 amino acids)
Source: RefSeq, a predicted model, not a curated record